This is a messenger RNA of Alternaria arborescens, 2004 nucleotides long. RefSeq lists its product as hypothetical. The transcript is spliced from 3 exons. The record is from RefSeq and is a predicted model, not a curated record. Lineage: Eukaryota; Fungi; Ascomycota; Dothideomycetes; Pleosporales; Pleosporaceae. The coding region runs from base 1 to 2004 and encodes 667 amino acids.
AUGGUCAAUUCGCCCAUCUACCCCCAUGAGCUCACAGGACGUACUAUUCGCCUGCUUACCGUCGAACCAGGCGACCCAGAAACCCCGCUGCAUUGCAACCUCACGGAAACAUGUCUGGAUACAACUCCGUCUUCUUACUACGCCUUGUCUUACUGCUGGGGCGCAAACCGCUCUCCUGUCCAGAUAAUAUGCAACUCCCAUCCUCUUCUAGUAACGCCCAACCUGCAUUCCGUCCUGCUCGAAUAUCGUCGCAGAGCAACCAGAAUCCCUCUUUGGGUCGACGCUAUAUGCAUCGACCAAUCUAAUAUCACGGAGCGCACAUCUCAAGUUCGCAUGAUGGACCAAAUUUACUCCGAAGCGGAGUGCGUCGUCGUCUGGUUGGGCGAAGCAGAAGCGCCCGAUGAGAUGGCAUUGUGGGUGUUGAAAGAACUGCAUCUGCCUUGGGCUGACUCUACAGAUAUGCCGGUGAUGGAGACUGGUGAACGUGCUCUGGUAUUAGAUGGGUAUUACGCCACGCACGUGCCGCAAGCGUACUGGAAUGCGCUGGCUGCGUUCCUCUUACGACCAUGGUUCAGCCGUAUCUGGAUUGUUCAAGAGCUUUUACUAGCACGUCAGGUGUCGAUCUGGUGUGGGUCGAGAACGAUUGACGACUUUCCUGUCCUUGAAACAGCCGCACGAUUAUCGCAGAUGAUAAGCUGCAUUCAUAUGCUCCACGCCGGGGUGAAGGCGAUGGCGUGGAAAGACGAAGACGCCCAGCAAGCAGCUGAGAAGAAGCUAGGGAAUGCGCAUGUUCUAUUCAUGAUCAAGUAUAUAAGAGAGCGGGCAAUGGGUGGUACACUGUCCCUCUUCGCGAUGACUAGAUGGUUUGAUGCCACAGAUCGGCGUGAUAAGAUAUUUGCGCUUGUCAGUUUAACAAGUGACAUUGAUAGGAGCUUUGUGGACUACUCUAAAAGCUACGAGGAAGUGAUCAAAGAACUUAAUCUCAUGUUCCUAGAUGGCAGGAUUGGGUCUAUGGGUUGUGUGCUGGAUAUCUGGUCGUUCAUCACACGGGCAGAGGAGGAGGAUAUCACGCAACCAAGUUGGGUCGUGGAUCUGUUGAAGGUGCUGGAAUCUAAGUACACAGCUAUGAUGACUGCAUACGCGACUUAUGAGAAGUCGAUGAUCGAACGUACCCCGGAGCUGCAGUUUGUGGAGAGAGACGGGAAAGAGGUCAUAGACAUCCGCGGCACCGUUUUCGAUACCAUAACGCACGUCAUCCGCUUCCCGACCGUGAGGGAUGCUGUAGGCGCGACACAGCUCUCUUUCGAAGCCAAAAACGCACAUGGGUAUCUCGACUGGAUCCAACGCGUGACGGAUCUCAUAGCACCAUCAGGUGACCUCACAAAACCAUCGUACAGCUCGGAAUCUUCCAACAUCUAUCAACACGGCGGAUAUAUUUUUGAAGCUUUUUGGCGCACUUUGUGCUGUAAUCGUCAAGCGGUGGAACCAAUAGAACCCCCUGUCGAUUUUCUCAGCUACGAUGCGUUUAUAGAGCUUCUUCGUCUCGUUAGAUGGCGCUAUGAAAUCCGUUUCAAAAAAUGGUUGUAUUUAGGCAUAGCAAUGGCCCCUUAUUCGGCUCUAGUGUAUCGCCUACGCAGGAAUAAGCUCCUGCUGCCCGCUACUCUACUGGCUCUUCCCACUAUAGUCCGCGUUUGUCAUAGAGCUUGGGAGAGUUUCUGGUAUGGCAUGCGGGUCUAUUACGAAGCUCAGCAAAAGGACUUCCAAAUCAUGCAUCUCCAGUGGACAGUGGGCCGACAGUUUGGUCUUACAAGACUGGGAAUGAUUGGCAUGCUGCCCAUCUCAGCGAAGGUAGGGGAUAGUGUCGGUUUCUUCGCUGGCAAUAGGGUCCCGUUUGUUUUGAGGAGGUCUGAAGGAGGCUACAAGAUCGUGGGCGAUGCAUAUUUGCAUGGGGUUAUGAACGGGGAAGGAGAGAAGAGCGAAGGGGAGAUGCUAACGAUAGUGUGA